CACCCUCCAAUGGCUGCCCGUCUCCCCCAAGUUGCCCGCCUCAUUCUCUUCACUGGCCCAAAUUGUUCGCUUUGUGACGUUGCAAAAUUAGAAUUGGCGAAAGUCAGGCAGUCACAUCAAUUCGACCUUGAAAUAGUCAACAUACAGGACAAAGGCCAAGAAAGGUGGAAGAAGAAAUACAUCUACUGGAUUCCCGCGCUCCAUCUGGAUGGGAGGGAGAUAGCGAAAGGUCGCUGGGAUGCCUCCACCAUACUCGAAUCCAUGAAGCAGCGGAAAGCGGCACUAGAAGCUCAGGAGGAAGUUGUCUAGAAAGUAAUCCUUGCGGGUCCAAUGUUGUCCGCAACUUUUACAUCGAUACUUCUGGGUCAGCUUGGUUCCAGGAAUUGUCACCUCAGUCAUGCUUUUAUGAGAGGCACGUUUCGGGUAUCCUAGGCGAGAAU
Messenger RNA from Suillus subalutaceus, 440 nucleotides. RefSeq lists its product as uncharacterized. Lineage: Eukaryota; Fungi; Basidiomycota; Agaricomycetes; Boletales; Suillaceae. The coding region runs from base 10 to 309 and encodes 99 amino acids. The record is from RefSeq and is a predicted model, not a curated record. The transcript is spliced from 3 exons.